This is a messenger RNA of Rhizophagus irregularis DAOM 181602=DAOM 197198, 941 nucleotides long. The record is from RefSeq and is a predicted model, not a curated record. NCBI's taxonomy places the organism in Eukaryota, Fungi, Glomeromycota, Glomeromycetes, Glomerales, Glomeraceae.
UAUGGGGUUACGAAAUUACAAGGUAAAAAAAUAAUUACAUAAUAUACAUAAGAUAAUAAGUACAUUUACACAUCUUUAUUUUUAGGCAAACCGAAUUAUUCGCUUGUUCUUGAACACGCAAACGGUGGGACAUUGGGAAAUUACUUAAGGACUAACGCUGAAACCUUUAAAUGGGAAAGCCAAUUACAGUUUGCUAAAGAAAUUGCGGGUGCAGUUUCCUGUUUACAUCGUAAUAAAAUUAUUCACGGAGAUAUUAAUCCCAAUAACAUCUUGAUACAUCAACAAAUGAUAAAAUUGGCCGAUUUUGGUUGCUCGCUACUGCAAGGAGAUAAAGUAUCCACUGGUCGACGUGGCACAAUACCUUACGUGGAUCCUAAAUUUUUUUAUGGGUUUUGUGAUUUAACUGAAAAAUCUGACAUAUACAGUUUGGCAUUAGUGUUCUGGGAAUUGACAAGCCGUUCAUCACCUUUUGAUUAUGAACCGAAAAAAAAUGAUUUGGAAAUCAUGCAUGAAAUUUUUGAGGGUAAAAGAGAAGAUCCUUUGCCAGACACAAAUAGUAAAUUCGUUGCGCUUUAUCAAAAAUGUUGGAAAUGUGAACCAGAUGAAAGACCAGAUAUUUGCGAAGUGAUUUCAGUCUUCAAUAGUAUUGAUCCUAUUAAGUCUGAAAACAAUAAAUCGCAGACGAACUUUGAUCCCAAAGAAAACGAGAAAGGUGCAAUGACAGAAGAAUUAGAAGAUCAAGAUAUGUCCAAUUACGAUAUAAAUUCCAGUAAAUAUAGUCAUUUGUAAUGAUUACCAAAUAAUCUUAUGAUUUUCGUUUUUAUAUUAUUAGAGUAACGGUUAACAGUGUUUAGUAAAAUACGGUAUCUGUCUUUUUUCUUCUAAUUCCUUUCGUUUUUUUAUUUCGUAUUUUUGUACUCAAAAAAAAAUAUACCCAGGGG